Messenger RNA from Trichobilharzia szidati, 2036 nucleotides. Lineage: Eukaryota; Metazoa; Platyhelminthes; Trematoda; Strigeidida; Schistosomatidae. The record is from the annotation of a GenBank genome assembly.
GUUUACGAGCGUUAUUUGACACAUUGUUUACCCGCAGAACUUGAACAGGAUGUAUUUUCGUUUGGCUUUUUCGAAGCUUUCAGUAAUCCGAAACUGCAUUCAUACAUCCAGAGGGAUAAGGUUCCCCGUACAGCUGAAAAUGCCGUCUUUGUCACCCACUAUGAACGAGGGAAGUAUUGUAAAUUGGCUUAAAAAAGAAGGCGACGAAGUUCUUGCUGGGGACGCAUUGUGCGAAGUUCAGACGGAUAAAGCUGUGAUGACGUUUGAGUCGGAUGAGGAUGGUAUUCUCGCUAAAAUAUUGGUAUCUGCGGGUUCACCGAAUGUCACCGUUGGUAGUACAAUUGCCAUUUUAGCUAGUGCCGAUGAAAACUGGCAAGAAAUAGCUGCUAAUGCUUCUGCUUCUGCUGCUGCUACUACUCCAAAAGCAGCAUUGCCUCAGCAAACACAGUCCAGUAGUUCACCUGUUCAAGCCUCCGAGAUACCAACCACUCAAUCACCUCGAUCAACAUCUAUGGGACCUGCAGUCCGACUUCUUCUACAGUCGCACAGUUUAGAUGGAUCACAGAUACCGUCAACUGGACCUCAUGGUCGUCUAUUGAAAGGAGAUGUGUUAUCUUAUGUGGCUAACAAUAAGAUGAAACCUGCAGAACCUAUCCAAGGGAAAUUAUCUCAACAGACAAGUGUAGGUGGUAUUGGUGUCGCUGUUGGUGCUGUUCAGUCUGCCUCAUUUACUGAUAUACCUUUAACAAAUAUGCGUAAAGUGAUAGCUCAACGUCUCACUGAAUCGAAAUCCUCUAUUCCACAUGAAUAUAUUCGUACUAUUGCUUGUUUGGAUAAUUUGAAUGAGUUACGAAGAAAAAUUAAAACGGAUUUUGGAAUAAAAUUGUCUAUUAAUGAUUUCAUCAUUAAAGCAUGUGCUUUAGGUUUAAGGCUUGUACCAGAUUUGAAUGCCAUCUACGACCCACAGACGGAAUCUCCGAUCUACUUGAGAUCAGUUGAUAUCAGUAUGGCAGUCGCAACUAACACUGGUCUAAUUACACCAAUUUUGCAUUCAACAGAUACACUGACAAUUUCAGAUAUCUCAAAGUUGUCAAAGCAGUUAGCCAAGAAAGCACGAGAUGGUCGAUUACAACCGAGUGAAUUUCAAGGCGGUAGUUUCACAAUCUCUAAUCUUGGAAUGUACGGUAUUCGAGAAUUCACUGCCAUCGUGAAUCUUCCACAAGUAGCUAUUCUAGCUGUUGGAACUGGUUUACCUGAAGCCAGUACCCCCAUCCCCACGCCACCAAUCGAUUCAAUGAAAGGAAUCAAUUUUUCAACGAAUAUAACACUGACAUUAUCAGUGGAUUCAAGAUGUGUGGGUGUGAAUACAGCAACAGAAACGUGUGCAGGUCGAUUCUUACGAUACGUGUCACAUCUGUUAACCGAGCAUCCUCAAUUAUUGAUUCACGAUGAUCCGAUCUGUGGAUUGCUGGAGAAGAAUAAGACGGACAUUCAAUCUUCUGAGCUGGACGAGUUUGAUACAAUGAUGCUUUCUAGAGAAGGUGUGACAGAAGAUUUGAUUUCAGUGAAGACAGUAUAAUUCCAAGCACACCCACCCCACUAGACCGCCCACCCCCACCCCUACCCCGCAGUUUAGUGUCAUCACAAAUUUAUAGUGUUCACUUGAGUAUUUUGAGUUUCAGUGUGUGUGUGUGUGUGUGUGUGAAGACAGUUCAUGUGUUGUUGUUGGUGGUGUGUGUGUGUUUAAUGCCUAUCACAAAUGUAAUUCCUCCUUCUCCUCCUCCUCAUCAUCAUCGUCAUCAUCAUCAUUUGAGAUGAUGAACAGCUUCUCUGAUUUUUCUUCAGUUUUGUUCUCCUUCGCUGUGCUUCGCUUUUUAUGACCAUCGGCAAUCAUGUGUAGUUUAUUUAUGAAAGAAAGUGUGUGAAUGGAUCUUUGAGAUGAUUUUUGUAGUUAAUUAUUUGAAUGUAUAUACACAUACAUACACAUUAUUGUUAUUAUUAUUAUUUCGAUAGAGAAAGAAAGACCAGAUUUGCAG